AUGGAUAGAGAGAUUAUUCGCCCAUGUGCAGCUUGCAAGCAUCUCCAUAGGAAGUGCCACCUUACCUGUGUCUUAGCUCCUUACUUUCCAAAGGACAACCCGGAGCGUUUCAUCAAGGUACACUCGGUGUUUGGAAUGAGAAAUGUGACUAAUCUGUUGAAAAAAUUGGAUGUUUCACAUCAUGAACAAGCUGUUGAAUCCUUGGUGUAUGAAGCUGAUGCCUGGUUGAGGGACCCUAUCCAUGGCUGUGCGGGUCCAGCAAAUGACCUUCAAGGUAGGUUGAAUGAAGCUCAAACGGAGCUCAAGAGUGUGAAGAACGAACUGGCCAAAUACCUCGGUCCUCAGGUCGUUGAAUCUGUUCUCGCCUUUCCUGAUUGUUUCGGCUUUAAGCCAAAUGCUUCUCCAUUGACUAUGACAGUUGGUGGAGGACAAUUGGGUUUUAAUCAGCUGCCAGCUGCUGAGUUAACGGCUCAGCAGCUUCACAACCUAGAAGUUCUAAAACAAAAGCUUCUUAGUGGCCCCGAUGGUGAUGAUGGGUUGGCAGGAUUCCAGAUGGGUGCUGAUGUUGAUGUUCCUGUUCGUGAUUCUGGGUUGGCAGGAUCCCAGAUGCUUCCUCAUGUUCCUCCUGUUGAUGCUCCUUCUAGGGCUGAUACUUUUGACAAUGGUAGCACUAGCACAAGCAACCAGGUUCGAUUGCCGGGUAGCCGCAACGUUUGA
This is a messenger RNA of Medicago truncatula (barrel medic), 717 nucleotides long. RefSeq names its product LOB domain-containing protein 28. Bases 1 to 717 code for a protein of 238 amino acids. The transcript has a single exon. The record is from RefSeq and is a predicted model, not a curated record. NCBI's taxonomy places the organism in Eukaryota, Viridiplantae, Streptophyta, Magnoliopsida, Fabales, Fabaceae.